Molecule: messenger RNA, 869 nt
Organism: Mytilus trossulus (common blue mussel)
Lineage: Eukaryota; Metazoa; Mollusca; Bivalvia; Mytilida; Mytilidae
Exons: 1
Coding region: 18-869 (283 amino acids)
Biological process (GO): DNA recombination; DNA integration
Molecular function (GO): DNA binding
Source: RefSeq, a predicted model, not a curated record
UUUGCACAUAUUUUAAUAUGUCACCUUUGCCUACUUCUGUAAAUACUCUUUGUUUAUAUGGAAAUUUUUUGAGUAGGAGUUUUAAGAGUGUAGCUUCAAUUCAAAAUUAUAUUAGUGGUGUCAAGACUUUACAUUUGUUAUUAGGAUUUGAGUUUCCAACGGAAGAUUGGUUUUCCAUAAAAUUAUUGUUUAGAGGGUUGUCUCGUCAAAAUCAUCAUAUGCCUCGCAGAGCUCUGCCUAUUACUCCACAGAUUCUUUUGAAAAUGUGUGAAUUUUUAGAUAUGUCUAAUCCGUCAGAUGUCACUAUCUGGUGCUGUUUUUUGUUUGCCUUUUUUCUUAUGGUUAGAAAGUCUAAUUUAGUUCCAACUUCGGCAAAGAAUUUUGAUCCACACAAACAAUUAUGCAGAAAUAACGUUAUUGUUUUUAGUGAUUAUUUGUUGGUUAAAAUGGAAUGGUCAAAAACCAUUCAAUUUGGUAAUAGGAAACUGGAGUUACCAUUGGUUAAGAUAAAAGGGUCUCCACUUUGUCCGUACAACGCGUACAAUCGUAUGUGCACUCUUAUACCAGCCGAUGGUGAAAAACCCGCUUUUUUAAUUCCACAAUCUAAAGGAUUUAAAAUUUUAUGUUAUUCUUAUUUUCAGAAAAGACUACGGGACAUUUUAGAAAAGUGUGGUUUAAAUUCUUCCAAAUUUUCCUCUCAUUCUUUUCGGAGAGGAGGGGCUACAUGGGCUUUUCACAGUAAAGUUCCUUCCGAGUUGAUACAAUUUCACGGGGAUUGGCGUAGUGACGCAUAUAAAGUUUAUUUAGAAUUUGAUUUACAUGACAAAUUGUCUAUUUCACGAGCUAUGGCUGAUGAGAUUCUGAAUUAA